AUGACAAGUUUUUUUUUUUCGAUGAAUUUUCUUAGUUUAUAGUCUUUGGUUCACGCCUGAAAUAUUUAGAUUUGUUCUGUAAAGAAAUUUAAUAUACUUUUUUCCCUUCAAAACUGCGCUAGUUUCGGCCAUUAUCUUACCGGAGCCUGGUAAUGAAUAUUUGUAAGUUAAUUUAUGCGUGAUGUCAUAUGGUGUACCUAUCCUAAGAAUACUAAAACGAAUCGAACAUGUCCAGAGAAAACCUCCAGAGUUUUAGUGAUUCAGACGAAUCCUGUAAUGAAUCCGACCACUCAGAAUCUUCAAGCUCAUCAUCUCGUGCAGAAUUAGGCAAUUCCGAAGAAGAAAAUAUGGUAGAGGAGCCAUAUCAAGACGAACCGCUAGCCAGCGAUAGCGAUCAAGAUCUAGAAGACGGAGACGAAGAAACAGACGUCGAUGGCCUUCGACCAUCUACUUUAGAGGCUCGAUUUGAAGGCCAGAUUAACGUUAACGAAUGGUGCAAAUGUCAACACUGUCAUGGCGAAGCUUUGGAGGACGCAAUGGAGUUUCGUUGCUGUCAUGAAGUAAUAAAUGCCAUCGGUAAAUUAGUGUUUGAUGGUUCUAUAGAGAAUAUAAAGUGUAUAACACAACACGAAGAUUUCUCAGCCUUGAUCAACCCGACAGUACUGAUGCAAGUGGGGCCAUUAUUACGCUAUCGCCGACAAACCGGUUCUACGCAAAACGAAUUUCUUAGAUCAGUUGCGUAUCGAUGGUUGAUUAGAUGGCUUUGUGGCUUCAUGGGUUGGGAUAACCGAAGACCAUUAUGUGCCUGCGUAUAUAGUGCUGUUAGGAACAAGUAUCCUUCAAGCCACAAAAGAGGUUACAAGCCUGUUGAAGAUGAACAACCAGGACACUAAAGUGAAAUUUUAUCUAAUCCUCUAUCCUUAAAUUAUUUUAUGUAAUAAUGUCUCCUUUGUUCCAAUGCUACAGACAAAUAUACUUCCUCCAUAUUAAGUA
Molecule: messenger RNA, 993 nt
Organism: Stylophora pistillata
Lineage: Eukaryota; Metazoa; Cnidaria; Anthozoa; Scleractinia; Pocilloporidae
Source: RefSeq, a predicted model, not a curated record